AUGAAAGAUGAAAUGAAUAUUAGUAACGUAUCCUUUUCUAUUCCCGAAACUGCUCAAGGUACACUAGAAAACCAAACCUUUAGAGAAACCAAAACAGUUAAACUUCCUAAAUUAAUAAUCAGUAAAUAUUAUGGUGAUCCUGCUUUUUGGUUAGAAUUUUAUAACCAGUUUGAAAGCGCUAUCCACAAUAACAGUAAUCUUUCAAAGAUAGAUAAAUUUAAUUAUUUAAGGUCAUAUUUAGGGGGUACGGCAUCUACUUGUAUAAGUGGUUUUGCGUUAACAGAAGAAAAUUAUGAUGCUGCUUUGGAUAUAUUAAAAGGUAGAUUUGGUAAUAAGAAUACUCUUAUACAGACACAUCUGAAUGAGUUACUUAAAAUUCCUAUUAUUAAAAGUAUAAAUGAUUUGGAUGGAUUGAGAAGGUUGUUUGACAAAGCUGAUACUCAAAUUAGAAGUUUAGAGUCGUUAGGAGUUGAAACAAAAAUCUUUCAGCACUUUAUUGAUUCCCAUUUUGUUAGAAAGAAUUCCAAAGGAACUUGUUUUAGAAUUCAAUAG
Molecule: messenger RNA, 552 nt
Organism: Stegodyphus dumicola
Lineage: Eukaryota; Metazoa; Arthropoda; Arachnida; Araneae; Eresidae
Source: RefSeq, a predicted model, not a curated record